UAGAAGCAGACAUGAGCAGAGCAGCUGUCAUUGGUAAAUCAAAUCCAGGCACAGCACUUCCAGGGAGCAGAAAACACAGAUGGCAUAUACAAACGUCUAUAAUACCCCAUACAUCUGAAACGCUACAAAACUCAAAGAGUUUGAAUGUCUGAAGCAAGGAACCCUACAGUCGCUUGCCUGAGGCCAGGAUUACUCAUCUCCUUGUGCGUCAUCCUGGAUUGCUAUGGGUAUACGCCGUGCUCACCGAGCAUCCCUGGCUCUUACCUUCAACUACGUGGCAUUCGCCAUGGCCGUGUCGGCUGUCACCACCAGCUACUGGUGUGAGGGAACCAGGAAGGUGGUGAAGCCUUUCUGCACGGGACUGGUGACGGUAAAGCAGACGUACUGUAUUCGCUUUAACAGCUCCAACAUCAAUGACACGCGGCUGGUGCAGUACAUCUACGAGACGGGAGAGGAGAAGUUCCUCAUGAGGAAGUUUCACACGGGCAUCUGGUUCUCCUGUGAGCAAACGGUCGACUUACAGGGAUUUAACUGCAGGAGCUUUUUAGAGAUCGCGCCGGAUCAUGAAAGAGGGGUGCUGUGGCUGUGUAUUGUGUCAGAAUGUCUGUACAUUACUCUUUUGUUCACUGGUGGAGCUCUCAUGGUGAUAGAGAUGUGUCCCUGCUUUAACCUGAUCAACAGGCUCAAGCUGAAUGCCUUUGCUGCUGUGUGCACUGCUCUCUCAGGUCUUCUGGGGAUGGUUGCACAUAUGAUGUUCACUACAGCUUUUCAGCUGGCUGUCAGUAUGGGUCCAGAAGACUGGAGACCUAAAACAUGGGACUACAGCUGGUCCUAUUUUUUAGCAUGGGGCUCGUUCGCCUCCUGCAUGGGCUCAGCGGUCACGGCCUUAAACCGCUACACAAAAACCAUCAUCGAGUUCAAGUUCAAACAGCAAAGCAUCGAGAAGAAACUGCGCAUCAAGCAGAAGAUUCUUGAGCUGGAGGUGCCAGAAGACUUAUGGUACAUCACUUCAUUACAAGAGCAACCUGACCAACACACUGUCUUCUCUGUUAAUGGCAUCGAAACAACCUACAUCGGCCACGAUCAGGGGGGAGAAUAUCACCUGUGAACUUAAUCUGCUCAACGGAGCUGAACCUUUUGUGCAUUUCUAUCACAACAAGGGCUUUUGUCAACAUGGACUAAACUAAGUGAUUUUUUUUAACAUACACUGUUGUUUAUGUGUGAAGCCGUAUUGAAGAACAUUUAUAAUGUACUUAUACAUCAUGAUCCCCCUAAAGCACUCUUAUUUAUAAGAGUAUGUUUUAAAUGGCUAAAUGGCUAAAUGGCUUGCCCUAAACUACUACAAAAUGAUUUUCUGUGGUGGCUGAGAUGCGAUUAAGUGUAAAUUUAUUCUGAACCCUGAGCGU
This is a messenger RNA of Triplophysa dalaica, 1406 nucleotides long. RefSeq names its product germ cell-specific gene 1-like protein. The transcript is spliced from 5 exons. Gene Ontology annotation, cellular component: plasma membrane. The record is from RefSeq and is a predicted model, not a curated record. Lineage: Eukaryota; Metazoa; Chordata; Actinopteri; Cypriniformes; Nemacheilidae. Bases 224 to 1108 code for a protein of 294 amino acids.